CUUUGGUGCACACCAGAGCCCUGGUCUCCCUCCAACCACUCCUGAGCCUCCCGCUGCCUCAACCCACGCGUCCGGCUGCUUCGCUGAUCGACUUUCCCACUGACCCGUAGCUGAAUCUCCCACCCACGCUUGAGGACUUCGUUUGAACCCCAUCCUUUCCCAGACCCCUUUCUCCUCCUGCUCCAGGCGCCCAACAACCCCCUUCCCUCCCCUCACUCCAUCUCCUCCCCUCCCUCCCCCAGCUCCCUUUUUCCUCCCUCCCUCUCCCCCACCCCCAUCCUUUCCCCUUCCGUCCCCCAUCCCCAUCCUUCUCCCCUUCCCUCCCACAGCCCUAAGCCACCCCCACCUCUGUUCUGGCCGCCUCAUGGGGCCCUGAGAGGACCAGGACAUGUGGCUGCGGUGGUUGCUCUUUUGGCUCCUCGUGCUGGGGUUUCCCAGCCAUCAUUGCACUCAGGUCAUCGAUGUCCUGCUUGCAAGUUUGUAUCCCGGGCCUGGCUUUUCUGAACUUCUCUGGAUGCUUAUUAUCAUUGCUGUCUCCCUGGGAAUUUGUUCCCUUGCCGUUUUGUUGUGGAUAACUGGCCUUGGUGUCAACAUGGCUGAAGAGGAACCUCGUCCUCUGCCACAAUGGCCCAACCUACCCUACUUCAUGGCUGGCCAGGCACCUCCUCCACCUCGGGGUCCUCUGGGACCUCGAUCACUCUCUGCAACUGAAGGUUCUCUAGAAGCUCUGAUACCUCCUUCACUGGAACAUCCUCUGGAGCCUGAAACACCUUCUCCAGCUGAAGGUUUCUUGAGAUCUCAGACAGCUCACGCAAGUGAGAUUCUGAAGGAACCUCAGCAACAUACUCCAGUUGAGUGUCCCCUGGAAACACAAUUACCUUGUAACCUUGAGUAUCCUCUGGAACUUAAACAAUCUCCUAUACUACAAUGUCCACUGGAACCUCAACUACCGCUUGAAAGUGAGCAUCCCCUGGGAGAUCAACAACCUCCUAUAAUACAGUAUCCACUGGGACCCCAACCACCUCCUGAAUGUGAGGGUCCCCUGGAAAUCCAACAUUCUGCAAUACUACAAUGUCCACUGGGACAUCAACCACCUCGUGAACUUGAGUGUUCACCGGAACCACAACCAUUUUUAUCUGAGAAUUCUACGGGACCUCAGACACUACCGAUACCCGAGUGUCUUCUGGAAGCUGAAGCACCUUGUCCAACUGAAGCAUUGCUGCCACCCCUGGUACCUUGUCUAAUAGAAAGUUUUCUUGGACCUGAACCACCAACUCCAGCUGACUGUUUGGUAGGAAUUCUAACAUACCUACUGACCUGUCCUCCAGAACCUCUACCACCUCCUGAAGGUGACGAUUUUCUGGAACGUGAGUCACAGCCUCCACUCGGGUUUCCACUGGGACCUCAAGCACCUCCAGAAGAAGGUUAUGUGGAACCUCCAUCACCUCGUGUACUCGAGUGUUUGCUGGGUCCUCAAACAGGUCCUGUAGUGGAGUGCCCACUGGAAUAUCAACCACCUCCAGAACAUGAGUGUCCCCUGGAAGAUCGACAACAUCCUAUAACUCAGUGUGAACUGGGACCUCAACCACCUCUAGAACGUGAGUGUCCCCAGGAAGUCCAACAACCUCCAAUACUACAGUGCCCACUGGGACAUCAACCAUCACCAGAACGUGAGUGUCCUGUGGAAGUUCAACAUCCUCCUAUAAUACAGUAUCCACAGGGACCUCAACCAUCUCUUGAACGUGAGGGUCUCCUGGAAGAUCAACAACCACCUAUACUACAAUGUCAACCGGGACCUCAACCACCUUUUGAACAUGAGUUUCCCCAGGAAGUCCAACAACCUCCAAUACUACAGUGCCCACUGAGACAUCAACCAUCUCCAGAACUUAAGUGUCCCCUGGAAGAUCGACAACCACCUAUAAUACAAUGUCAACCGGGACCUCAACCACCUCUAGAACAUGAGUGUCCCCAGGAAGUCCAACAGCCUCCAAUCCUGCAGUGCCCAAUGGGACAUCAACCAUUUCCAGAACGUGAGUGUCCCCGGGAAGAUCAACAACAUUGUAUAAUUCAAUGUGAACUGGGACCUCGACCACCUCUAGAACAUGAGUGUCCCCAGGAAGUUCAACAAUUUCCAAUACUACAGUGCCCACUGGGACAUCAACCGUCUCCAGAAUGUGAGAGUCCCCUGGAAGAUCGACAACAUCCUGUAAUUCAAUGUGAACUAGGACCUCAACCACCUCUAGAACAUGAGUGUCCCCAGGGAGUCCAACAGCCUCCAAUCCUGCAGUGCCCACUGGGACAUCAACCAUUUCCAGAACGUGAAUGUCCCCGGGAAGAUCAACAACAUCAUAUAAUUCAAUGUGAACUGGGACCUCGACCACCUCUAGAACAUGAGUGUCCCCAGGAAAUCCAACAACCUCCAAUACUGCAGUGCCCACUGGAACAUCAGCCAUCUCCAGAAAGUGAGUGUCCCCUGGAAGAUCAACAGCAUCCUAUAAUUCAGUAUGAACUGGGACCUCAACCACCUCGUGAACUUGAGUGUUCACCAGAACCACAAACAUUUUUAUCUGAGAAUUCUCCAGGACCUCAGACACUACUGAUACUUGAGUGUCCUCUGGAAGCUGAAGCACCUUGUCCAACUGAAGCAUUGCUGCCACCCCUGGUACCUUGUCUAAUAGAGUGCUUUCUGGGACCGGAACGACCAACUCCAGCUGAUUGUUUGGUAGGAAUUCUAACAUAUCUACUGACCUGUCCUCCAGAACCUCUACCACCUCCUGAAGGUGACGAUUUUCUGGAACGUGAGUCACAGCCUCCACUCAGGUUUCCACAGGGACCUCAAGCACCUCCAGAAGAAGGUUAUGUGGAACUUCCAUCACCUCGUGUACUCGAGUGUUUCCUGGGCUCUCAAACAGGUCCUGUAGUGGAGUGCCCACUGGAAUAUCAACCACCUCCAGAACAUGAGUGUCCCCUGGAAGAUCGACAACAUCCUAUAAUUCAGUGUGAACUGGGACCUCAAACACCUCUAGAACGUGAGUGUCCCCUGGAAAAUCAACAAUCACCUAUACUACAAUGUCAACCGGGACCUCAGCCACCUCUUGAACGUGAGUGUCCCCAGGAAGUCCAACAUCCUCCAAUAUUACAGUGCCCCCUGGGACAUCAACCAUCACCACAACGUGAGUGUCCUUUGGAAGUUCAACAACCUCCUAUAAUACAGUAUCCACAGGGACCUCAAACACCUCUUGAACGUGAGUGUCUCCUGGAAGAUCAACAACCACCUAUACUACAAUGUCAAUUGGGACCUCAACCACCUCUAGAACAUGAGUGUCCCCAGGAAGUCCAACAACUUCCAAUACUACAAUGCCCACUCGGACAUCAACCAACUACAGAUUGUGAGUGUCCCCUGGAAGAUCGACAACAUCCUAUAAUUCAGUGUGAACUGGGACCUCAACCAACUCUAGAACAUGAGUGUCCCCAGGAAGUCCAACAACCUCCAAUACUACAGAACCCACUGGGACAUCAACCAUCUCCGGAACGUAAGUGUCCCCUGGAAGAUCGACAACCACCUAUAAUACAAUGUCAACCGGGACCUCAACCACCUCUAGACCAUGAGUGUCCCCAGGAAGUCCAACAGCCUCCAAUCCUGCAGUGCCCACUGGGACAUCAACAAUUUCCAGAACGUGAGUGUCCCCGGGAAGAUCAACAACAUUGUAUAAUUCAAUGUGAACUGGGACCUCAAGCACCUCUAGAACAUGAGUGUCCCCAGGAAGUUCAACAAUUUCCAAUACCACAGUGCCCACUGGGACAUCAACCGUCUCCAGAAUGUGAGAGUCCCCUGGAAGAUCGACAACAUCCUGUAAUUCAAUGUGAACUAGGACCUCAACCACCUCUAGAACAUGAGUGUCCCCAGGAAGUCCAACAACCUCCAAUAAUGCAGUGCCCACUGGGACAUCAACCAUCUACAGAACGUGAGUGUCCUCUGGAAGAUCGACAACAUCCUAUAAUUCAGUGUGAACUGGGACCUCAACCACCUCGUGAACUUGAGUGUUCACCAGAACCACAAACAUUUUUAUCUGAGAAUUCUCCGGGACCUCAGACACUACCGAUACUUGAGUGUCCUCUGGAAACUGAAGCACCUUGUCCAACUGAAGCAUUGCUGCCACCCCUGGUACCUUGUCUAAUAGAGUGCUUUCUGGGACCGGAACGACCAACUCCAGCUGAUUGUUUGGUAGGAAUUCUAACAUAUCUACUGACCUGUCCUCCAGAACCUCUACCACCUCCUGAAGGUGACAAUUUUCUGGAACGUGAGUCACAGCCUUCACUCGGAUUUCCACUGGGACCUCAAGCACCUCCAGAAGGUUAUGUGGAACCUCCAUCACCUCGUGUACUUGAGUGUUUGCUGGGUCCUCAAACAGGUCCUGUAGUGGAGUGCCCACUGGAAUAUCAACCACCUCCAGAACGUGAGUGUCCCCUGGAAGAUCGACAACAUCCUAUAACUCAGUGUGAACUGAGACCUCAACAACCUCUAGAACGUGAGUGUCCCGAGGAAGUCCAACAAUCUCCAAUAACACAGUGCCCACUGGGACAACAACCAUCUCCAGAACGUGAGUGUCCCAUGAAAGUUGAACAACCUCCUAUACUGCAGUAUCCACAGGGACCUCAACCACCUCUUAAACGUGAGUGUCCCCUGGAAGAUCAACAAUCACCUAUAAUACAAUAUCAACUUGGACCUCAACCACGUCUUGAAUGUGGGUGUUCCCAGGAAGUUGAACAAACUUCAAUACUACAGUGCCCACUGGGACAUCAACCAUCACCAGAACGUGAGUGUCCUGUGGAAGUUCAACAUCCUCCUAUAAUACAGUAUCCACAGGGACCUCAAACACCUCUUGAACGUGAGUGUCUCCUGGAAGAUCAACAACCACCUAUACUACAAUGUCAACCGGGACCUCAACCACCUCUUGAACAUGAGUGUCCCCAGGAAGUCCAACAACCUCCAAUCAUGCAGUGCCCACUGGGACAUCAACCAUUUCCAGAACGUGAGUGUCCCCGGGAAGAUCGACAACAUCAUAUAAUUCAGUGUGAACUGGGACCUCAACCACGUCAUGAAGUUGAGUGUUCACCAGAGCCACAACCAUUUUUAUCUGAUAAUUCUCCGGGACCUCAGACACUACCGAUACUUGAGUGUCCUCUGGAAGUUGAAGCACCUUGUCCAACUGAAGCAUUGCUGCCACCCCUGGUACCUUGUCUAAUAGAGUGCUUUCUAGGACCCGAACGACCAACUCCAGCUGAUUGUUUGGUAGGAAUUCUAACAUAUCUACUGACCUGUCCUCCAGAACCUCUACCACCUCCUGAAGGUGACGAUUUUCUGGAACGUGAGUCACAGCCUCCUCUCGGGUUUCCACUGGGACCUCAAGCACCUCCAGAAGAAGGUUAUGUGGAACCUCAAUCACCUCGUGUACUCGAGUGUUUGCUGGGUCCUGAAACAGGUCCUGUAGUACAGGGCCCACUGGAUUAUCAACCACCUCCAGAACGUGAGUGUCCCCUGGAAGAUCGACAACAUCCUAUAAUUCAGUGUGAACUGGGACCUCAAACACCUCUAGAACGUGAGUGUCCCCAGGAAGUCCAACAACCUCCAAUAACACAGUGCCCACUGGGACAACAACCAUCUCCAGAACGUGAGUGUCCCAUGAAAGUUCAACAACCUCCUAUAAUGCAGUAUCCACAGGGACCUCAACCACCUCUGAAACGUGAAUGUCCUCUGAAAGAUCAACAAUCACCUAUACUACAAUGUCAACCGGGACCUCAGCCACCUCUUGAAUGUGAGUGUCCCCAGGAAGUCCAACAACCUCCAAUACUACAGUGCCCACUGGGACAUCAACCAUCAGCAGAAUGUGAGUGUCCUGUGGAAGUUCAACAACCUCCUAUAAUACAGUAUCCACAGGGACCUCAACCACCUCUUGAAUGUGAGUGUCUCCUGGAAGAUCAACAACCACCUAUACUACAAUGUCAACUGGGACCACAACCACCUUUUGAACACGAGUUUCGCCAGGAAGUCCAACAGCCUCCAAUCCUGCAGUGCCCACUGGGACAUCAACCAUUUCCAGAACGUGAGUGUCCCCGGGAAGAUCAACAACAUUGUAUAAUUCAAUGUGAACUGGGACCUCAACCACCUCUAGAACAUGAGUGUCCCCAAGAAGUCCAAAAACCUCCAAUACUGCAGUGCCCACUGGAACAUCAGCCAUCUCCAGAACGUGAGUGUCCCCUGAAAGAUCGACAACAUCCUAUAAUUCAGUGUGAACUGGGACCUCAACCACCUCGUGAACUUGAGUGUUCACCAGAACCACAAAUAUUUUUAUCUGAGAAUUCUCCAGGACCUCAGACACUACCGAUACUUGAGUGUCCUCUGGAAACUGAAGCACCUUGUCCAACUGAAGCAUUGCUGCCACCCCUGGUACCUUGUCUAAUAGAGUGCUUUCUGGGACUCGAACGACCAACUCCAGCUGAUUGUUUUGUAGGAAUCCUAACAUAUCUACUGACCUGUCCUCCAGAACCUCUACCACCUCCUGAAGGUGACGAUUUUCUGGAACGUGAGUCACAGCCUCCACUCGGGCUUCCACUGGGACCUCAAGCACCUCCAGAAGAAGGUUAUGUGGAACCUCCAUCACUUCGUGUACUCGAGUGUUUGCAGGGCCCUCAAACAUGUCCUGUAGUGCAGGGCCCACUGGAAUAUCAACCACCUCCAGAGUGUCCCCUGGAAGAUCGACAGCCUCCUAUAAUUCAGUGUGAACUGGGACCUCAAACACCUCUUGAACGUGAGUGUCUCCUGGAAGAUCAACAACCACCUAUACUACAAUGUCAACCUGGACCUCAACCACCUUUGGAACAUGAGUUUCCCCAGGAAGUCCAACAACCUACAAUACUACAGUGCCCACUGAGACAUCAACCAUCUCCAGAACUUAAGUGUCCCCUGGAAGAUCGACAACCACCUAUAAUACAAUGUCAACCGGGACCUCAACCACCUCUAGAACAUGAGUGUCCCCAGGAAGUCCAACAACCUCCAAUCCUGCAGUGCCCACUGGGACACCAACCAUUUCCAGAAUGUGAGUGUCCCCGGGAAGAACAACAACAUCGUAUAAUUCAAUGUGAACUGGGACCUCCACCACCUCUAGAACAUGAGUGUCCCCAGGAAGUUCAACAAUUUCCAAUACUACAGUGCCCACUGGGACAUCAACCAUCUCCAGAAUGUGAGAGUCCCCUGGAAGAUCGACAACAUCCUGUAAUUCAAUGUGAACUGGGACCUCAACCACCUCUAGAACAUGAGUGUCCCCAGGAAGUCCAACAACCUCUAAUACUGCAGUGCCCACUGGAACAUCAACCAUCUCCAGAAAAUGAGUGUCCCCUGGAAGAUCGACAACAUCCUAUAAUUCAGUGUGAACUGGGACCUCAACCACCUCGUGAACUUGAGUGUUCACCAGAACCACAAAUAUUUUUAUCAGAGAAUUCUCCAGGACCUCAGACACUACCGAUACUUGAGUGUCCUCUGGAAACUGAAGCACCUUGUCCAACUGAAGCAUUGCUGCCACCCCUGGUACCUUGUCUAAUAGAGUGCUUUCUAGGACCCGAACGACCAACUCCAGCUGAUUGUUUGGUAGGAAUUCUAACAUAUCUACUGACCUGUCCUCCAGAACCUCUACCACCUCCUGAAGGUGACGAUUUUCUGGAACGUGAGUCACAGCCUCCUCUCAGGUUUCCACUGGGACCUCAAGCACCUCCAGAAGAAGGUUAUAUGGAACCUCCAUCACCUCGUGUACUCGAGUGUUUGCUGGGCCCUCAAACAGGUCCUGUAGUGCAGGGCCCACUGGAAUAUCAACCACCUCCAGAAUGUGAGUGUCCCCUGGAAGAUCGACAACCUCCUAUAAUUCAGUGUGAACUGGGACCUCAAACACCUCUUGAACGUGAGUGUCUCCUGGAAGAUCAACAACCACCUAUACUACAGUGUCAACCGGGACCUCAACCACCUUUUGAACAUGAGUUUCCCCAGGAAGUCCAACAACCUCCAAUAACACAGUGCCCACUGGGACAACAACCAUCUCCAGAACGUGAGUGUCCCAUGAAAGUUCAACAACCUCCUAUAAUGCAGUAUCCACAGGGACCUCAACCACCUCUUAAACGUGAGUGUCCCUUGAAAGAUCAACAAUCAGCUAUACUACACUGUCAACCGAAACCUCAGCCACCUCUUGAAUGUGAGUGUCUCCUGGAAGAUCAACAACCACCUAUACUACAAUGUCAACCGGGACCCCAACCACCUUUUAAACAUGAGUUUCCCCAGGAAGUCCAACAACCUUCAAUACUACAGUGCCCACUGAGACAUCAACCAUCUCCAGAACUUAAGUGUCCCCUGGAAGAUCGACAACCACCUAUACUACAAUGUCAACCGGGACCUCAACCACCUCUAGAACAUGAGUGUCCCCAGGAAGUCCAACAACCUCUAAUCCUGCAGUGCCCACUGGGACAUCAACCAUUUACAGAAUGUGAGUGUCCCCAGGAAGAUCAACAACAUUGUAUAAUUCAAUGUGAACUGGGACCUCAACCACCUCUAGAACAUGAGUGUCCCCAGGAAGUUCAACAAUUUCCAAUGCUACAGUGCCCACUGGGACAUCAACCAUCUCCAGAAUGUGAGAGUCCCCUGGAAGAUCGACAACAUCCUAUAAUUCAGUGUGAACUGGGACCUCAACCACCUCGUGAACUUGAGUGUUCACCAGAACCACAACCAUUUUUAUCUGAGAAUUCUCCGGGACCUCAGACACUACCGAUACUUGAGUGCCCUCUGGAUGCUGAAGCACCUUGUCCAACUGAAGCAUUGCUGCCACCCCUGGUACCUUGUCUAAUAGAGUGCUUUCUGGGACCCGAACGACCAACUCCAGCUGAUUGUUUGGUAGGAAUCCUAACAUAUCUACUGACCUGUCCUCCAGAACCUCUACCACCUCCUGAAGGUGAGGAUUUCCUGGAACGUGAGUCACAGCCUCCACUCGGGUUUCCACUGGGACCUCAAGCACCUCCAGAAGAAGGUUAUGUGGAACCUCCAUCACCUCGUGUACUUGAGUGUUUGCUGGGCCCUCAAACAGGUCCUGCAGUGGAGUGCCCACUGGAAUAUCAACCACCUCCAGAACGUGAGUGUCCCCUGGAAGAUCGACAACCUCCUAUAAUUCAGUGUGAACUGGGACCUCAACCACCUCUAGAACGUGAGUGUCCCCAGGAAGUCCAACAACCUCCAAUACUACAGUGCCCACUGGGACAUCAACCAUCUCCAGAACGUGAGUGUCCCCUGGAAGAUCGACAACCUCCUAUAAUUCAGUGUGAACUGGGACCUCAAACACCUCUUGAACAUGAGUGUCUCCUGGCAGAUCAACAACCACCUAUACUACAAUGUCAACCGGGACCUCAACCACCUUUUGAACAUGAGUUUCCCCAGGAAGUCCAACAACCUACAAUACUACAGUGCCCACUGAGACAUCAACCAUCUCCAGAACUUAAGUGUCCCCUGGAAGAUCGACAACCACCUAUAAUACAAUGUCAAGCGGGACCUCAACCACCUCUAGAACAUGAGUGUCCCCAGGAAGUCCAACAACCUCCAAUCCUGCAGUGCCCACUGGGACAUCAACCAUUUCUAGAACAUGAGUGUCCCCGGGAAGAUCAACAACAUCGUAAAAUUCAAUGUGAACUGGGACCUCGACCACCUCUAGAACAUGAGUGUCCCCAGGAAAUCCAAGAACCUCCAAUACUGCAGUGCCCACUGGAACAUCAGCCAUCUCCAGAACGUGAGUGUCCCCUGGAAGAUCGACAACAUCCUAUAAUUCAGUGUGAACUGGGACCUCAACCACCUCGUGAACUUGAGUGCUCACCAGAACCACAACCAUUUUUAUCUGGUAAUUCUCCGGGACCUCAGACACUACCAAUACUUGAGUGUCCUCUGGAAGCUGAAGCAUCUUGUCCAACUGAAGCAUUGCUGCCACCCCUGGUACCUUGUCUAAUAGAGUGCUUUCUGGGACCGGAACGACCAACUCCAGCUGAUUGUUUGGUAGGAAUUCUAACAUAUCUACUGACCUGUCCUCCAGAACCUCUACCACCUCCUGAAGGUGAUGAUUUUCUGGAACGUGAGUCACAGCCUCCACUCGAGUUUCCAUUGGGACCUCAAGCACCUCCAGAAGAAGGUUAUGUGGAACCUCCAUCACCUCGUGUACUCGAGUGUUUGCUGGGCCCUGAAACUGGUCCUGUAGUGGAGUGCCCACUGGAAUAUCAACCACCUCCAGAAUGUGAGUGUCCCCUGGAAGAUCGACAACCACCUAUACUACAAUGUCAAUUGGGACCUCAACCACCUCUAGAACGUGAGUGUCCCCAGGAAGUCCAACAACCUCCAAUACUACAGUGCCCACUCGGACAUCAACCAACUCCAGAUUGUGAGUGUCCCCUGGAAGAUCGACAACAUCUUAUAAUUCAGUGUGAACUGGGACCUCAAACACCUCUAGAACGUGAGUGUCCCCGGGAAGUCCAACAACCUCCAAUACUACAGGACCCACUGGGACAUCAACCAUCUCCGGAACGUAAGUGUCCCGUGGAAGAUCGACAACCACCUAUAAUACAAUGUCAACCGGGACCUCCACCACCUCUUGAACGUAAGUGUCUCCUGGAAGAUCAACAACCACCUAUACUACAAUGUGAACCGGGACCUCAACCACCUCUUGAACAUGAGUGUCCCCAGGAAGUCCAACAACCUCCAAUCCUGCAGUGCCCACUGGGACAUCAACCAUUUCCAGAACGUGAGUGUCCCCGGGAAGAUCGACAACAUCGUAUAAUUCAAUGUGAACUGGGACCUCAACCACCUCUAGAACAUGAGUGUCCCCAGGAAGUUCAACAACUUCCACUACUACAGUGCCCACGUGGACAUCAACCAUCUCCAGAAUGUGAGUGUCCCCUGGAAGAUAGACAACAUCCUGUGAUUCAAUGUGAACUAGGACCUCAACCACCUAUAGAACAUGAGUGUCCCCAGGAAGUCCAAGAACCUCCAAUACUGCAGUGCCCACUGGGACGUCAACCAUCUCCAGAAUGUGAGUGUCCCCUGGAAGAUCGACAACAUCCUGUAAUUCAAUGUGAACUAGGACCUCAACCACCUCUAGAACAUGAGUGUCCCCAGGAAGUCCAACAACCUCCAAUACUGCAGUGCCCACUGGGACAUCAACCAUCUCCAGAACCUGAGAGUCCCCUGGAAGAACGACAACAUCGUAUAAUUCAGUAUGAACUGGGACCUCAGCCACCUCUAGAACAUGAGUGUCCCCAGGAAGUACAACCACCUCCAAUACUACAGUGCCCACUGGGACAUCAACCAUCUUCAGAACGUGAGUGUCCCCUGGAAGAUCAACAGCAUCCUAUAAUUCAGUGUGAACUGGGACCUCAACCACCUCGUGAACUUGAGUGUUCACCAGAACCACAACCAUUUUUAUCUGAGAACUCUCUGGGACCUCAGACACUACCGAUACUUGAGUGUCCUCUGGAAGCUGAAGCACCUUGUCCAACUGAAGCAUUGCUGCCACCCCUAGUACCUUGUCUAAUAGAGUGCUUUCUAGGAUCCGAACGACCAACUCCAGCUGAUUGUUUAACAUAUCUACUGACCUGUCCUCCAGAACCUCUACCACCUCCUGAAGGUGACGAUUUUCUGGAACGUGAGUCACCGCCUCCACUCGGAUUUCCACUGGGACCUCAAGCACCUCCAGAAGAAGGUUAUGUGGAACCUCCAUCACCUCAUUUACUCGAGUGUUUGCUGGGCCCUCAAACAGGUCCUGUAGUGCAGGGCCCACUGGAAUAUCAAUCACCUCCAGAACGUGAGUGUCCCCUGGAACAUCAACAACAUCCUAUAAUUCAGUGUAAACUGGGACCUCAACCACCUCUAGAACGUGAGUGUCCCCAGGAAGUCCAACAACCUACAAUACUACAGGGCCCACGGGGACAUCAACCAUUUCCAGAACAUGAGUGUCCCAUGGAAGUUCAACAACCUUCUAUAAUACAGUAUUUACAGGGACAUCAACCACCUCUUAAACAUGAGUGUCCCCUGGAAGAUCAACAAUCACCUAUACUACAAUGUCAACCGGGACCUCAACCACCUCUUGAAUGUGAGUGUCCCCAGGAAGUCCAACAACCUCCAAUACUACAGUGCCCACUGGGACAUCAACCAUCUCCAGAAGUUAAGUGUCCCCUGGAAGAUCGACAACCACCUAUAAUACAAUGUCAACCGGGACCUCAACCACCUCUAGAACAUAAGUGUCCCCAGGAAGUCCAACAGCCUCCAAUCCUGCAGUGCCCACUGGCACAUCAACCAUUUCCAGAACAUGAGUGUCCCCGGGAAGAUCAACAUCAUCGUAUAAUUCAAUGUGAACUGGGACCUCGACCACCUCUAGAACAUGAGUGUCCCCAGGAAAUCCAAGAACCUCCAACACUGCAGUGCCCACUGGAACAUCAGCCAUCUCCAGAACGUGAGUGUCCCCUGGAAGAUCGACAACAUCCUAUAAUUCAGUGUGAACUGGGACCUCAACCACCUCGUGAACUUGAGUGUUCACCAGAACCACAAACAUUUUUAUCUGAGAAUUCUCCGGGACCUCAGACACUACUGAUACUUGAGUGUCCUCUGGAAGCUGAAGCACCUUGUCCAACUGAAGCAUUGCUGCCACCCCUGGUACCUUGUCUAAUAGAGUGCUUUCUGGGACCCGAACGACCAACUCCAGCUGAUUGUUUGGUAGGAAUUCUAACAUAUCUACUGACCUGUCCUCCAGAACCUCUACCACCUCCUGAAGGUGACGAUUUUCUGGAAUGUGAGUCACAGCCUCCUCUCGGGUUUCCAUUGGGACCUCAAGCACCUCCAGAAGAAGGUUAUGUGGAACCUCCGUCACCUCGUGUACUCGAGUGUUUGCUGGGUCCUCAAACAGGUCCUUUAGUGGAGUGCCCACUGGAAUAUCAACCACCUCCAGAACGUGAGUGUCCCCUGGAAGAUAGACAACAUCUUAUAACUCAGUGUGAACUGAGACCUCAACCACCUCCAGAACGUGAGUGUCCCCUGGAAGAUCAACAAUCACCUAUACUACAAUGUCAACCGGGACCUCAGCCACCUCUUGAACGUGAGUGUCCCCAGGAAGUCCAACAUCCUUUAAUAUUACAGUGCCCCCUGGGACAUCAACCAUCACCACAACGUGAGUGUCCUUUGGAAGUUCAACAACCUCCUAUAAUACAGUAUCCACAGGGACCUCAAACACCUCUUGAAUGUGAGUGUCUCCUGGAAGAUCAACAACCACCUAUACUACAAUGUCAAUUGGGACCUCAACCACCUCUAGAACGUGAGUGUCCCCAGGAAGUCCAACAACCUCCAAUACCACAGUGCCCACGCGGACAUCAACCAACUCCAGAUUGUGAGUGUCCCCUGGAAGAUCGACAACAUCUUAUAAUUCAGUGUGAACUGGGACCUCAAACACCUCUAGAACGUGAGUGUCCCCGGGAAGUCCAACAACCUCCACUACUACAGGACCCACUGGGACAUCAACCAUCUCCGGAACGUAAGUGUCCCCUGGAAGAUCGACAACCACCUAUAAUACAAUGUCAACCGGGACCUCAACCACCUCGUGAACGUAAGUGUCUCCUGGAAGACCAACAACCACCUAUACUACAAUGUGAACCGGGACCUCAACCACCUCUUGAACAUGAGUGUCCCCAGGAAGUCCAACAACCUCCAAUCCUGCAGUGCCCACUGGGACAUCAACCAUUUCCAGAACGUGAGUGUCCCCGGGAAGAUCGACAACAUCGUAUAAUUCAAUGUGAACUGGGACCCCAACCACCUCUAGAACAUGAGUGUCCCCAGGAAGUUCAACAACUUCCACUACUACAGUGCCCACUGGGACAUCAACCAUCUCCAGAAUGUGAGUGUCCCCUGGAUGAUCGACAACAUCCUGUAAUUCAAUGUGAACUAGGACCUCAACCACCUCUAGAACAUGAGUGUCCCCAGGAAGUCCAACAACCUCCAAUACUGCAGUGCCCACUGGGACAUCAACCAUCUCCAGAACCUGAGAGUCCCCUGGAAGAACGACAACAUCGUAUAAUUCAGUAUGAACUGGGACCUCAGCCACCUCUAGAACAUGAGUGUCCCCAGGAAGUACAACCACCUCCAAUACUACAGUGCCCACUGGGACAUCAACCAUCUUCAGAACGUGAGUGUCCCCUGGAAGAUCAACAGCAUCCUAUAAUUCAGUGUGAACUGGGACCUCAACCACCUCGUGAACUUGAGUGUUCACCAGAACCACAACCAUUUUUAUCUGAGAACUCUCUGGGACCUCAGACACUACCGAUACUUGAGUGUCCUCUGGAAGCUGAAGCACCUUGUCCAACUGAAGCAUUGCUGCCACCCCUGGUACCUUGUCUAAUAGAGUGCUUUCUGGGACCGGAACGACCAACUCCAGCUGAUUGUUUGGUAGGAAUCCUAACAUAUCUACUGACCUGUCCUCCAGAACCUCUACCACCUCCUGAAGGUGACGAUUUUCUGGAACGUGAGUCACCGCCUCCACUCGGAUUUCCACUGGGACCUCAAGCACCUCCAGAAGAAGGUUAUGUGGAACCUCCAUCACCUCAUGUACUCGAGUGUUUGCUGGGCCCUCAAACAGGUCCUGUAGUGGAGUGCCCACUGGAAUAUCAACCACCUCCAGAACAUGAGUGUCCCCAGGAAUUCCAACAACCUCCAAUACUACAGUGCCCACUCGGACAUCAACCAACUCCAGAUUGUGAGUGUCCCCUGGAAGAUCGACAACAUCCUAUAAUUCAGUGUAAACUGGGACCUCAACCACCUCUAGAACGUGAGUGUCCCCUGGAAGAUCAACAAUCACCUAUACUACAGUGUCAACCGGGACCUCAGCCACCUCUUGAACAUGAGUGUCCCCAGGAAGUCCAACAUCCUUUAAUAUUACAGUGCCCCCUGGGACAUCAACCAUCACCACAACGUGAGUGUCCUUUGGAAGUUCAACAACCUCCUAUAAUACAGUAUCCACAGGGACCUCAAACACCUCUUGAACCUGAGUGUCUCCUGGAAGAUCAACAACCACCUAUACUACAAUGUCAAUUGGGACUUCAACCACCUCUAGAACGUGAGUGUCUUCAGGAAGUCCAACAACCUCCAAUACUACAGUGCCCACUCGGACAUCAACCAACUCCAGAUUGCGAGUGUCCCCUGGAAGAUCGACAACAUCCUAUAAUUCAGUGUGAACUGGGACCUCAACCACCUCUAGAACGUGAGUGUCCCCAGGAAGUCCAACAACCUCUUAUACGACAGUGUCCAGUGGGACCUCAAGCACCUCCUGAAGGUGAGUGUGCCCUGGAAGUUCAACAACAUGUUAUACUACAGUGCCCACUGGGACCUCAAUCAUCACCUGAAUGAUAAUUUCAAAAUUAGAAGACUCUCCUGAGCCGUGAUAUCUUUGCAAAGUUUCCAACAUGUUUUACGCUCCAUGCUGGUGCUGUCUCCUCCCCCUGUCAUUUCCAUAAUGUCUCCCUUAAUAAACAUUUGCAGUCCUAUCUGUCUGGGCAUCUGC
Molecule: messenger RNA, 15611 nt
Organism: Callithrix jacchus (white-tufted-ear marmoset)
Lineage: Eukaryota; Metazoa; Chordata; Mammalia; Primates; Cebidae
Source: RefSeq, a predicted model, not a curated record